Ceutorhynchus assimilis (cabbage seed weevil) is the source of this 3570-nucleotide messenger RNA. The record is from the annotation of a GenBank genome assembly. NCBI's taxonomy places the organism in Eukaryota, Metazoa, Arthropoda, Insecta, Coleoptera, Curculionidae.
GUUCAAAUAGCAUUAUUUAAAACUAAAAAAAAAUUCGGUAUAACUAUGAGCUUAGAUCAGAGUGUUGCUGAAAAAGUUUCAACAGAUAGUGUUAAAAGAUCCCUUACCGGCAGUAAACUAGAACAACAGUCACAAGAAAUAAGCUAUGCUUCUCGCAGCAGUAGUGUUCCAGUUUCAUUACGAGAACAGCAAAGCGGCGAAGGUAUCGAUGAAGACGCACCAGAAGAACCCUUAUUGUCUUACAUCCAGAUGCUGGAUGCUCCAAGAGAACUCGGGGAGCCCAUCGACAUAACCAUAGAUUAUUUGAAGCAAAUAUCCGACGAAUUGGGGCUGAUUAAGUUGUGCUGGCCAGAUUUAUCUAAUGUUACUUUCGAGGAUCGCUCCAAUUUUCCCGAAAGUUAUCUGAAAAACUCGAAUAAGGAAAAACUAUUGCUUUUGUAUGCUGAGAACUUUCGGAGGCAGUUUUGUUACAAGUAUCCUGACAGGAAACCAUUGUUUUUGGCUUGCGAUAAUGAAUGUGGAAUGCAGAAAAUGGUUUGUACAACAAUUCGUCCGACCACUCUAUCGUAUUCCGAAAUUUGCACUUGGGAAAAAAGUGCCCGAUUCGUGGCUGAUCAUUUAAAAUAUGAACCUCUCGAAGAACCUGUGCUAAUUCCUAGACAUCUGUAUUCGCCCCAUACAACUUUUCUGCGUCAAUCUGGACACUCUUUUGAAAUUGCUACUGCCCUAUGUUCCAUUCUAAUAGGAAUAGGAUAUGAUGCCUAUGUGGUUUCGGGGUACGCAAUCAAAGAUGUGACCCUCAGAAUCAUGUCCCGAGUGGCGUGUCCGAUAGAACCUACAAAGGAAGAAGAAGUAAAAAAAGAAGUUGAAGAAAUAAGUCCAAAAUAUAAAAUUACUCCACCGACCGAUAUGAAAAGUAAAUUUUUACAUAUGAUGAAGCAGCGAGAGUUGGAUAAAAUCGAAGAAGAAAAAGAAAAAGAGGCAAUGACUGAAAGACAACGAAUAAUGGAAGAAGAAAAACGUCCAUUUGACGAGCUUGAAGGCCAAAGGGUCCACGCCUGGAUUUUUCUUGCAGCGGGAUCCAAAAACGUCACAGAAAAUAUGUUUAUUGAAUCCAGCACUGGCAUGCCGCAUCCUCUGGAUACUGAUUUGUAUAGUGGCAUUGAGAGUGUUUGGAACAGUGAAAACUACUGGGUGAAUCUUCAAGACUGUUCCCAUGGAUUAGCAGCGCUGAGCUACGAUUUAAAAGACAUUGAAAAGUGGGAACAUUUAUUGGUAGGCGAACCAUUAAAAUGGCGAGUACAUAAAGUCGCGGAAAUCGGUGACGAAGAAGAGCCCGAGGAGUUUUGGGAUGAAAAGCACUUGGAUAUGCCGUAUCCAUGGUCGAUGAAGAUAUCUAUACCUCAUGAUGUCUUGAAAAAGCGUUUUCCUGAUGGUUCUAAAGUAACCCAAUUCAAACGAACAAUAGUAGAAGAAUAUGCCCCUUUUGUGUGUAUGGACGGUUUGGUUCAAAAAAUCACCAGAUAUACGGAUUUCGCUUGCACCGUUCUAGAAACUAUUGAGGAAAAAUUCGAAAAUCGCCACGACAAACUAAUUCGAAGUACUUUGGAUGCAAAGACUAAUUUGGAAAGCGAAUAUUUUGCUAAUGGAAGGGAGGACAGUGUCAUUAAGCACAUUUAUUAUAAACAUUUGGAUAAUGUUGAUGCGGAAAGGACAAUUUUUUUCAAUAGUAAGGCGCGUUUUGAUGGCCUGGCAAAAAUUGAAAUUCUAGGGGAAAUCCGUACCGAGCAUUAUAUUGACAGGGAUGAUAAGCUUUAUUAUAGACAAGUUGUCUAUGAUAAACAAAAGAGGGGACAAGAUGAUGAACAAAAAAGUCGUAGACCAAUAAGCAAAAUUAUUCAAAAAUUCUUAAGAAACGAAGACAAAUCUCCCUUUCAAGAUAUAAGCAUAAGAGAAUUCAAUAUUAAAGCCAGAGAAAUACACCUUAAAUAUCAUUACGGCAAAGAUAACGUUACUGCUUCAACUAGAAUUUUCAUUAAACCCCCAAUAUCAGAAAUGGGACCAGACAUGGUAUUUAGGCCAGAACUAACCUACGGAUAUCAAGCCGAAAUCGGUGCCAAGCCACCUAGACAACUUCAACUAUUCCUUCUCUUGGAGCAGCAACUUAAAGACGAAAAAGUAGUCCUCGAUUCAAUAAGAGAUUUUGAAAAUCAAAUGUCAGAGUUCUUGUUACUCCGUGCCCACGAAAUGGCCUUUUCAAAUCUAGAAGUGUCCGUUUAUAAUAGAGAACAAAAUCAGGAAAACAGAUUGGGAAUGUUGGAACAAGAGGAAAAACAACGAAUGUACAAAGAAAAAGAAGUUGAAGAGGGCAUUGACUAUUUGGCGCCGUAUUUGGCUCGAUUAGGCAAUCCUAAUAGUCUCACUUUUGAGGAAGCAUUGAUCGUUAAAUAUGCUUGUAUGGAUGAAUUUAAGGAGUUGUUGUUGAAUCGGGCCAAUGAUGUGCAACAUCAGUUUCAAAGGAUGUCUUCAAGAAUUGAAAUGAUGCAGACCUGGUACACACAAAAUCAUGAGACUCUCUCACCAGAAGAAGAAGCCAACUAUUUCCAGGAAGUUAAUGAAUUGCUGUUUUAUUUGAGAACGUUGGAAAUGCGACUUUCCAGGCAUAAGGAUUUGUCAGUUUCAAAAUACCAAGCCAUGGUCCAAUAUCUGGAAAAGCAUCCCAUGCUGAUGGACCCUCUUGAAUCUGGAAUGUCAUAAUUUUACAUUUUUAUCUGAAAUAUGUAGUCAAAUUGGCUAUUAUUCAAUUUAAAUAAUACAUAAUAUUCUUUUACAUUUAUUAUAUAUUUGUAAACAUUUAUAUUGCCACCUAUAAUGUUAAAAUCACAUAAUGGAAUGUUAAUUUUUUUUUUUUGGAAAAUUAAAGCUGUUUAAGAAUUUAAGAAUUUUUUUAAUUUGGACUUAAUCUAGAGAUUUGUAGUCUCCUAUGCUAAUUUUUACAGGAUUAAUCACAUUAUCAUCAGUCUAGGGAACAUAACAUAUAAACUGAGUGUCAAAAUUUACAUUUUUGAGACACACAGUACCUAUAGGAAAGUAGGUAAAUACACCCAAUGGAUAACGUUUCUGACAACAAUAAUCAGUUUAGGGAGGGAUUUUGCAGUUUCUAAGCUUGUCAUUGGAUAUGACUAUGAGAUACUUGAAUGGUCCUUCAGGAUUGAGUAUUGCCUACAAGUUACGUUCCGGGGUCAUUCUAAAGGUUUCUUUGGAAUACCCACUAUCUGUACUCUCAACUUCCUCUAAAAAAUAACUGCCACUGUAGAAAUUUCAGAAUGAGAGAUUCCCAAUGUCAUUUUGUAACUAGAUGCAAAAGGUGAAACAUUUCGGAACUGCAAAUUACUAAAUAAGUAUGAUAUUGUUUCAAGAAGUGUCUUAAUAGCUAAACGACCAAGAACCCAUUUGUCCAAUACAAUGUCCCUCGUCAUCAAAAGUAGCUAGCGUGAGUUUGUUCAGUUUGUUACUGAGUGCUGCAUAGUUUGAUGAAUAUGGAUUAUUCCCGACAUUUGCAUUGUGAUU